Molecule: messenger RNA, 922 nt
Organism: Dimorphilus gyrociliatus
Lineage: Eukaryota; Metazoa; Annelida; Polychaeta; Dinophilidae
Source: the annotation of a GenBank genome assembly
AAUGAUAGUUAUCAUUUUUCUUAUAAUUGUACUAGUAGCAAAGAGUGUUGUAUCGAAAAAGGGCGAUCAUUAUGUUGCGAUCCAAUUAGUUGUAAUUUUCAUUCUAAUUGUCAUAUUUAUUGUUAGAAAACCAAUUGGCAAGAAUAAUAAAACAACAGAAAGUUGGAUAAAUCAGAGUUCAUCUCAGUGUACCUCAGGCUAUUCAUUUAAAGAGUCAAAUUCGUCGAAAAAAGAGCAAUCUUAUAAGAAAAUAAAGAAGAGUCAUACGCCGUUGAAGAAACGAAGUAUCGCUAAUUCAAAUGCUCCCGAGUCUACGUCUAACGAACUGAAAGUUAUAGCUAAACCUUUAGCUAUUUCGGCUGUAAAAUCAGAUUUGUAUCCAUAUCACUCCAAUGUGACCCGAAAAUCAUCAGAGAGGCAUAACUCAUUACCAAAAGCUAUGGAGCUUAACACACAUUUGAAAGAAAAAAGCCUACCUCUCGAUCCUAGUUUAAUAGAAUUAAUGGGAAAGUGGGGUAAACGUUAUUCAAAUGAUAUUCACACAACAAAUAAACAAAGAAGAUCAGUUCAAUAUGAUUUGAACAAAAAGAACGAUAAGUCGAGAGUAUCAAUACCAGAGAGUGAAUUUGAUGAUACAAGACCAAUUCUAGUUGACACUAAAGUUUCAAUAUUAAAAAAAGAUCAUCAACUCAAAAAUUCAUUAUCUAGAACAACAUCAGUUGUCAGAUUCUCUGAUAAGCCUAGUAUUUUAAAAUUUGUUAAAGACUUUAAUGAAACUCAACAGCCAAUUAUAUCAAAUCCAAAUGGCAGUUCAAAAUCAAUAAACGUUCAAAAGCAAGUUUCGACUUCCGUAAAUUCUAAAAAUAAAUUCGAUUCAAACAAUCAUAAUACCGUAAGUAUUUUGGAAAGAUUACAAAGUUAA